GUAAAACACAUCGAAGAGAACAACACAACUUAAUGGCUUCUUUGAGAUUACCGUUACUCUCCUCAACUCUCUCUCAUCUUUCACCACCAAUCCCAUUGCUACACGUGUCAUUUAACCACCUCCCCGUUUACCUUCCGGCUCACCGUCGGGUGGCUAGACCAGUGCGACAACAUGAGUCUGAGAAACGUAGACGUUUGGGUAGAGCAGGGAAGGUUAGGUCACAGCUUAAGUAUCCAAUCAUAGCUCCGGAUGACCAUUGGGGUACAUGGACUGCUCUCUUUGCCACUGGUGCUUUUGGUCUCUGGUCUGAGAAGACCAAGAUUGGUAGCAUGGUGAGUGCCGCUCUUGUGAGCACUUUGGUUGGACUUGCAGCAAGUAAUCUAGGCAUAAUUCCUUAUGAGGCACCGGCAUAUUCAGUUGUCAUGGAGUACCUUCUACCAUUAACUAUUCCAUUGCUGUUGUUUAGAGCAGAUUUGCGUAAUGUCAUUCGCUCGACCGGGACACUGCUCUUAGCUUUUUUGCUUGCAUCAGUUGCAACUAUAGUUGGAACCUUGGUGGCCUUUGUCUUGGUCCCUAUGCGAUCACUUGGUGCAGAUAAUUGGAAAAUAGCUUCUGCCCUGAUGGGUAGCUAUAUUGGAGGAUCUGUUAAUUAUGUUGCAAUUUCGGAGGCCCUUGGUGUCACUCCAUCAGUUUUGGCUGCAGGAAUAGCAGCAGAUAAUGUUAUUUGUGCAAUUUAUUUUAUAGUGUUGUUCGCACUUGCCUCUAAAAUACCACCUGAGGCUUUAAAAACAACAAAUGAUUCUGCAACGAAAUCCGAAUCUGAUUAUGGUGAUAAGGUUCCAGUGUUACAAACUGGUAUAGCUGUUGCUACUUCUUUUCUCAUAUGCAAAGCUGCAACAUCUCUCACAAAGUUUACAGGAAUUCAAGGAGGCAGCCUUCCAGCAAUAACUGCUAUUGUUGUCAUUUUAGCCACUGUUUUACCAAAAUAUUUUGGUCACAUUGCACCUGCUGGUGAUGCUGUUGCUCUCAUUUUAAUGCAGGUAUUUUUUGCUGCUGUUGGUGCAAGUGGGAGCAUAUGGAAUGUGAUCAACACUGCCCCUGGUAUUUUCAUGUUUGCUCUAGUUCAAGUAACAGUCCAUCUGGUGGUGGUGCUGGGCCUAGGGAAGCUUUUUCGUUUGGACCUUAAACUAUUACUUUUGGCAUCGAAUGCCAACAUUGGUGGCCCAACCACAGCAUGUGGAAUGGCCACAGCUAAAGAAUGGUGGUCUUUGGUUGUCCCUGCAAUCCUCACAGGCAUUUUUGGUGUUUCUAUUGCAACUUUUCUUGGCAUUGGUUUUGGAAUGAUGGUUCUAAAACACAUGUAGAAAUGAUAAACCCCCACUUAAAUACACUUAUUACAGAAAAAACUUCAUUAAGCAUUACUUAGGAAGGGCUUUUUAAAUGAGGGGGUACUAUUGUAAUUCUAGGGUAGUUGGGCGGGAUUAACUUGUACCAAAGACUACAUAUAUAAUCUGUCUAGCUUUUAUUGGGGAUCUAUCUGGAGAUAUAGAGGAAUUAGUCUUACUUUGGAGAGCCCCAAUUCUCUCGGACAGUUGGGAAUCGGAGAGUACAAGCCUCUCGAAAGCUUGAAACUGUGUAACCUCUUGUGUUCAUCAAUAAAGAUUUCCUAAGGAUAAUUCCAGUUCA
Molecule: messenger RNA, 1686 nt
Organism: Humulus lupulus (European hop)
Lineage: Eukaryota; Viridiplantae; Streptophyta; Magnoliopsida; Rosales; Cannabaceae
Exons: 6
Coding region: 33-1364 (443 amino acids)
Source: RefSeq, a predicted model, not a curated record